GAGAUAACACUUGUCGAGUCACGCUUUUUGUGCCAUCUAACAAAACCUUGUCCUGCAGGGCAUCGCCGGGCUCGCGAGGAGGGAUAAGGGCGACAGGUAGCCUAGUUCUCCGACCGUCUGCGAGGGAAUCGGAGGCGGAUUGCGGGAGUACGAAGGGAAAAGGUGGCGAACAACAUUGGUUGCUGCUCCUCUCCCGUAGACGAUCAUGGAAGCAGAUCGAGAUGACAUGCGGCAAUCGUUGGUAGCUGGGACGACGCAGAGCUCUGACAACAUAAGUAACGGGCUCGUCAGGAGAGCAAGCGACAGCGGAAGCACCGGCGUCCCCGGCGGUGGUGCCGGCUUUGUCGUGCCGGCUUCGAUGGGAAAAGAGUACAUGCGGAAGCUGGCCACUCGCAACCUGGUCAUCACCCUCACGUGCACCAGCUGCCUGCUGAUGCUCUACGGGUAUGACUUCGGCAUCACGGCCUGGUCGGUGCUGAUGAUCAAGACCAAGGGUGCGGAAGACGUGUCGGACAUCUACACGUACUUGUCGACUCACGGGGAAGCCUUGGGGAUCUUGGUAGCCUGCGCGCCGAUCGGGGGUUUCAUCGAGGGGCUCAUAGGCACCAAGAUUGCCAGUAAAAGAGGGGGGCGAAAAGCAGAGAUCCGAUUGGUCAACCUCCUCUGCAUCUUUGGAGCUACAUUGGAGGGAAUGGCCGGGAUGACGACGUGGGACAACUUGAAUGUGGUUUUGUUGUUCGCCUUUGGCAGGUUAAUCUUCGGGCUCGGGCUCGGGCUGUCGCUCCGUUGCGGGCCGAUGUACCUCAGAGAGACAGUAAGGGAGCCGUUCCGGAACGCCGCAACGGUGUCUGUUAAGCUCUCCAUGGUGGUCGGGGUGAUCAUCUCGUAUGUCUUGGGGGGCGUCCUUUCCGGCAACCCCACGAUCGCAUACUUCGGGGUGUGGAUCCUCGCCGGAACGUCUUUGGCUUGCCUGCAGCUGAUGCCUGAGUCGCCUAUGUACAUGCUCCUCCACGAGGAACAGUUCCACAGGGGGCAGAUCCUCGAUGCCUUAAGGUUCACGAGCCCGGCGGCCACCGAGGCUGACCUGAUCUCCCUUCAGGAGGAGAUUUUGACGGAGGUGCUGGCGUACACCCCUGGACACCCCUCCUUCGCCGGGGGGGUACAUGGUAUCAGCGGCGACGCGUCUUGCGACGGUGCCCCCGCUGUCCCAACGGCUCGCGCGGAGACCGGCACCGCCACGACAACUCCGACAGCGGCAGCACGAGGGGCUUUCUCCGGCAACGGUGUUGGGGAGGGGACAGGGGACGCCACCUCGAGUCCCACAACCGGAGGCGAGGAAGGGGACGCCGGGUAUGAUCCCCUCGACAACUCGGAGAAAAGAGGAGCCGUGGCCAUGUCGGUGAAGAACCUGCCCUCGCUCACCAAGGCCCGCGGCAUGCGCGCCGCGUUGGUGCUGACCGCUGGUCUGAUGGUGUUCGAGCAAGCUUCUGGGAUGGCAGCCAUUUUGUACUACGGAGGGGUGUUUUUGGCGGACAUCGCCGUGAUCUCCGUAGACUGGGGCCUUGCCAUCCUCGGUGCCCUGCAGCUAGCAAUGGCGGUGGCGGUCAUGUACGCCCUCAAUCCCAUCGGGCGGAAGCCGCUCUUAUAUUACGGGCUGGCAGGUUUGAUGGCGAGCUCGCUCAUGCUGAUGAUCGGAGGCUUUUUGGGGAUGGCAGAUGAAGGUCGAUGGUGGGCUUUGAUUGGCCUCUACGCCUUUACGGCGUCUUACAGCACCAGCCUGGGGGCUUUAGUGUGGGUCUUGGUAUCAGAGGUAUUCCCGACCUGCCACCGAGCACAGGCGAUCUCAAUCGUGGGGAUGUCGCACUUCGGCACUUCGGCCAUCGUUGUGAUUUUGCUGCCUCUUGUGCAAGACAUAGGAGGCUACGCGGCCAUGUUCACGUGCUUCUUUGUGGUGUCCAUUUUGGCCAACAUCUUCGCCCACCGCUACAUGGUCGAGACAAGAGGCUUGACGUUGGUCGAGAUACAGAACGCUCUGACGCUCAAGGCAGCGGGGUUGACGGCACCUCCGGAAACAAUGGAGUCUGCUAGCGUUUGAUGGCGAUCCGUUCGUUUACCGCUUACGGUAAUGGCACGCCUGGUUGGUUCAGGGGUAAUGGGGCCUAGGCGCUCGAUGACUCAGUCAGUCAUCACCAACAGGGCUUUCGUGUCAUGACGAUGUACACCACAACAUGAGCAAGUCCUUGAUGCUUUCUUGGUAGAGACUUUCGUACGGGACCGAUGGAGACGCUAGGGUUGGUAGGUCCGCCCCAUCGAUGGUGUGAAGAGAUCGAGCUACAUGAACAAAAUUGGUGCGAGGAAUCUACCAGAGUUGAUCAAUUGCUUGUGUGGUGAUUUGAAGUAUGUGAUGAUGGCCGUAGCUCUUCUGUUGCCAUCUCUGUGUGUGUGAUUUAUGCUCAGGGUGGACCCCAGAGAAUUGCCGUCCAGUACACUAAACUUGAUAUAGUACAGAUUCAGUAUGACAUGACAUGAUGUGUCGUGACAUGAUCUGUCAAGAACACUGCACCAUAAAUACAGCACUAGAAAGCCAGUAUGGCAUGACAUGAUCUGUCACGGCAUGAUAUGACGAGAACAGUGUUUGUUUGGGGACUGGGGACCACCUCUUGAGGUAACACCAUACACACGUAUCUGUCUUUGGCUUGGGGUAAACGUGUUUGUCUUGGUUGUCUUGUCUACGCUUUUCUUACAAGUGCUGCUGUUAUGUAAGGCAGGGAGGCAGCGAGGGUACAGCAGUGUUCUGCGACGAUACGGUACAGAGAGAAAACGUGAACUAGCGUUGGUUCAAUCAAGAUGCUUGGUGAGCCAAAGGUCACUUCAAGGUGGGGUAGUGCGAACUUGAAAGGAGAAAACGAUUAUUAUUGUUACGAUGCGUACUCCUACUGCCACGUAGACGUGGCAGUCACCCCGGUGGAAUCAAUUUCAUUUCCGUGCUUUGCGACAUCAAGACAUGCGUUCUGUGGUGCGAGCGAACGUCGAAAAGGUCGUUGGAUGGUGUUGCUUUCUCUUGUCUCGCGUGUGGUCGUGGUUUGCGUGGCGACACGUUUCGGUGCUUGAAUUGAACGAACAGUCAGAGCCUUUCUAUCUUAGUAUCUACAGUACUUAUUGUUGGGAAAAUGCCCUGUUUUUGUCAUUCACCAGCUUGUUUCUGAAACAGAGUGGCGGGUCGGUGUCUGUGCUGCUGAACCCCUCUCUUUCCCCCAUGUUUUUCGCUAUUAUUAGUAGUUGGUUUUGUUGCAUGUCUUGCUUACAGUACGCUGUGUACUUGGAGGAAGUGCAUAUUUGUUGUUUUGUUUGUUUUGUGUCUGCGCGUCGGUGUGUCCCGUUUUGUUUCCUGCGUUCGUUAUGUCGUUGACGGAGUAGGGUGGGCAGCGCUAACGAGCUAA
This is a messenger RNA of Ectocarpus sp. CCAP 1310/34, 3440 nucleotides long. The record is from the annotation of a GenBank genome assembly. NCBI's taxonomy places the organism in Eukaryota, Phaeophyceae, Ectocarpales, Ectocarpaceae.